AUGCCGGGCCAUGAUUUCGAUGCGCUGCUAGUCUUCUCGGAGCACGGCUUUGUGUACAUGCUUCAGGCAUUGGACGUGCCGCUGGCGAAGAAGGCCAAGUGCCAGGGCACCGAGCUGAAGGACUUCCUCCCAGAGUUGGAAGAUCACUCCAUCACGGCCCUGGUCACUGUCUCACAGGGCAGGCUAAGGGACCAAGCUGAUGACUUCGUGGUCCUCGUCUCGAAGCACGGCUUCGCAAAGAAGGUGUCCCUGGACAAGUUCCGGGGACUGCGCCCAGGGAAGGGCCUUCAGGCGAUGCGCCUCGAUGACGGGGAUGAGCUUCGAUGGGCGCACAAGGCUAGCUUCAACUCCGCGUUGGUCUGCGCCUCUGCCGAUGGCUUCCUGCUGCGCGUGUCCCUGGGUCAGGCACGGGGUCGCCAGACUGGUUUGGCCAUGCUGGCGGGCCAUGCCGUUCUGUGGGCGCUGCCUUCUCCGCUGUCGCCACCGAGGCCUCGGCCUGCGGUUGCGCUUCGCGCCUUCGGUGACGCGGCCAACCGCGCUCGGCGCCUUCGCGCCACCGGAGCCGUGCGGAGCCUCGAGCGGCGAGCGGAGCUUCCGGCCGAGGCAGAGGCCUUGGAUGCCGUAGGGGUGGCACUUCUGGCGCAGCAGAAGCCCGUUGACGCGGAGGAGGCCUUCCGACGGGCACUGAACCUGCGGGGUCGUGGUGCGCCCUGGGCGCUGAACAACUUAGCAGUGGCGCUGAAGAGCCAAGGGCCAACUCGCUACGGCGAGGCAGAGCAGCUCUAUCGCGAGGCCAUCAACUACCGGGAAGCGCAAAAUCCCGAGAUGUUGACGAGCCUCAACAACUUGGCGGUGCUGCUGAAACUGGAGGGCCAGCUUCCGGAAGCGGAGCAGCUCUACCGCCAGGCGCUGUUUGGGCGGCGCCGCCUUUUGGGCAAUGAUCACCCGGAUACCUUGACGAGCAUCAACAAUUUGGCGACGUUGCUGGCGACGGUGGGGCAAACUGAGCAGGCUGAGGAGCUCUAUCGAGAGGCCUUGGAGGGCUGCCGCCGGAGACUGGGAGAAGACGACCUGGAUACACUCUUCAGCGCAGACAGCCUGGGCGCGCUGCUUUUUGGUGCAGGCCGCGCGGAGGAGGCGGAGCCGCUGUUCCGGUGGGCGGCGGGAGGUUUGGCGAAGCGGUUGGGGGCGAAGGACAAGGAGACGCUGCGGAGCCAGGACAACUUGGCGGUGGCUUUGAUGGCCAUGCAACGCCUCGAAGAAGCGGAGCCUUUGUUGCGGAAGGCGGUGGCAGGCUUCCGGGAAGCGCUGGGCGCUGACGCGACGGACACGCUGCUGGCGGAAGCCAACUUGCUGGCGCUGAUGGAGGAGAAGCAGGAACGUGAUACGCAGAUGGGGCGCAGUGAGCUGGCUGAAGAAUCGAUGGACUGCCUCGCGGCCUGCGCUGUCUCGGAUCUCUCAGAGAAGGAGCUGGCGGCCAUUCGCGCGAAGGCAGCCAAGGUGCGAGCGAGCGCGACUGCAGAGGCAAAGCCUGACAAUGAGGACUCCGACAAGGAGGCUGCGCCAGACGCGCCAGAUGCGCCAGAAGAGAGCGAUGCAGAGGAGGACAAGGCCGAGGAUGACAAGGUCGAUGAUGAGAAGGCGGACGACGAGAAGGCGGACGAUGACAAGGCGGAUGACGAGAAGGCGGACGACGAGAAAGCCGAGGAUAAGGAGGGCCUACGUCCCGAGGCAGAGGCAUGGAAGAGAGAGGAAGGUUCCGUGCCAAAUGGCAUGGAGAAGUACUCCUUCGUCCAGCGCCUUGGCCAAGGCUCCUUUGCGGUGGUUUGGAAGGCGCGCCGGAAAUCCGACGGGCGCCUGGUGGCUGUGAAGCAGCUGAAGCAGUCGCCAGAGUCCUGGGAGGCCUGCAAGCAACUGCCAGAGGUCCGCGCAGCCGCGGUGCCGGACAGGCGGCACCUGGUGCAGCUGCUCGAGGCGGUGCGACAUGGCGGUGAACUCUUCCUAGUCUUUGAGUACAUCGAAGGUAGCCUGCAUCACUGCAUUGCCACUGCCACCCGGCGACUCGAGGAUAGUCAGAUCCGCUGGGCUGCGCGACGGCUUCUCAUGGCGCUGGCAGCUGUCCACGCGGCGGGCCUGGUGCACUGCGACGUGAAGCACGGACGCCCUGCAGAGCGGGCGGAGCCGUAG
This is a messenger RNA of Effrenium voratum, 2187 nucleotides long. NCBI's taxonomy places the organism in Eukaryota, Dinophyceae, Suessiales, Symbiodiniaceae. The record is from the annotation of a GenBank genome assembly.